CUUUGGUCUUGCCUUCUGGGCUCCGAACUGGCUUCCUCCUCCUUCUCCUUGUCGUCCACCCACUUUCUUUUCAUUCAGGCGCUUGCCAGGCGCAAGUCGAGGCUCUCUCAUUUAACAAGUUCAUUACAUUGAAAACCCCCGACCUGGCUCGUCGACUACGCUGAUAGUUACGCCUGCGUAUCAAGAUGGUGUCGACUGCAGCUGGGGCUUCAAGUUCAAUAUCCUCCUCCUCGACCGGUCAUAGGGAGAGCGUGGCGGAAGAACGACCGCAGGCGGGUCCGUUACCGUCCAAACGGGGAGAGAUAGGCUACAGCGAGGAUAUCCAUGGUCAAGCUCAACGCUCGGAAGACGGCCAUUCCGUCGUGGCCCUGCCCGCCCGACAUCCGGCAGACCGAGACGCGCCCCCUCCAGCCGACGCUGCUCCUGUGUCGGACGACCCCGGCGCUCUGACCAACAUACCCUUGAACGACUCGAACAAUCCUUCCUCAUCAAACCCCUUGAACCCCCCUGGAGAAAACGCCAGCACCGAUGGUCACGGUGCUGCAUCUGUCGCGGAUAACACGUCCACCCACUCCAAAAGAUCCAUCAUCUCCUUCUUCACCCGCCGGAAGGCGCCCAAGUUCGGCGGCAUGCGCUUGAUCACCCUCAUCCGGUUCACCUUCCAAGUGCUCCUGAUUGCGGGAGUUAUCGUGGCCUGGGUCAUACUCGCGAAGGAAUUGCCGAAACGCCAGCAGAAAGAUCAACAGUCUUCCUCCGACAGCAGCAGCACCUCCAAUAGCGGCAACACCUUGCCUAUCGGUGGAAGCGCAACUGCAGGGAUCUUCAUCCACGUCGCAUUCGGGGUGGCGACUCUCGCACAGUUCCUGUUCCUGGAACGCACCGUCUUCCGCCUCCGCGCCGAACGCUACAUGUACAAACACCCUGGCGAGGUCCUCCCCCGGCACAUGCAUCGCGAGAUGGCGUCUAACCCGUCGCUCGCGUUCGCGCCCUGGAACCGCCCGCCGCUGCCGACGUACGCCGCCGCGCUUGUCGAAAGCGGGGUCGGCACGGGCGACGUGGAGGACAGCAUCAUCGCGCGGCAGGGGCCGCCCCCGCCCGCGUACGGCAAGACGCGCGGGAGCACGCUGCUCCUCGCCGGGUCGAUGACGGAGGCGCACCGGAGCAACCUGAUGAUGUUCAGGCGGGACAGCGAUGUGAGCACGCUGCGCGCGGAGGAGGGGCGGAACCGGGUCGUGGAAGGAGGGUUGCGGGUUAGUCAGCUGAGCGACCGGCCGAGCAGGCCGGUGAGUUACAGGAGCGUGGACGAGGACUGGAACGAGGCGGUGGAUGCGGCGAGGGCGCGGGCGUUGGAGGAGACGCUCGCGACGUUGGAGGAUAGUCGACCUGCUCCUGCUGCUCAGAGGAGAUGAGACCGUUGGCUGCCGUUCAACCUGCUCCUGCCGCUCUCGCGUCCAUCCUUCAGCACCUGAUGGCGCAGUUGAUCUACCGUUGUUUCUUGGACUACAUUUACUGUACCACCAUCCACUAUUCUUGCUCUUCAUUUAUACCGAUUUAUUGUUUGUCUUAUGUAAACGAUGUGAUGGUACUUGAUCUGAUCGCGCUCAAACUACGAUGGGGUCUCUGUAUUUCGCACACAAUUCUAUCCGUGCAUUGCACUAGGGCCGCAGGGCAUGCGCAGUAUAUACGUACAUAUGUUUGUAAUGCGCAGUAUAUAUGUUUGUAGUCUACUCG
Messenger RNA from Punctularia strigosozonata HHB-11173 SS5, 1731 nucleotides. RefSeq lists its product as uncharacterized. Bases 186 to 1409 code for a protein of 407 amino acids. NCBI's taxonomy places the organism in Eukaryota, Fungi, Basidiomycota, Agaricomycetes, Corticiales, Punctulariaceae. The record is from RefSeq and is a predicted model, not a curated record. The transcript has 2 exons.